AUGUCCAUAAACAAUAAUGUGAUAGAUGUUUUACAAGAUCAAAAGUGGGCGCCUAUACCCUGGAAAAAGUUGCAGGUCGGAGAUAUUAUCAAGGUGAUGAUGAAUUCAAUGAAUGUUCCUUCCAAAAGAAGUAAACUGGAGAGGAAACUUGACAAGCUCAUACUCGCUCUCUUUGCAACACUCUUUAUGAUGUGUUUCAUUGGAGCCAUAGGCAGCGCUAUUUUUGUGAACAAAAAAUACUUCUAUUUACAUCUUGAUUCAUCAGAGGAGGGCUCAACACAGUUCAAUCCAAAAAACAGAUUUCUGGUUUUUAUCCUGACUAUGUUUACCCUUAUCACACUGUAUUCAACAAUCAUCCCAAUUUUUUCACUUUAUGUGUCUAUAGAGAUGAUAAAAUUUAUUCAAUCAACUCAAUUUAUCAACAAGGAUUUGGGAAUGUACCACAAUGAAACUAAUACACCGGCACUGGCCAGAACUUCAAAUCUGAAUGAAGAACUUGGACAGGUGGAAUACAUUUUCUCUGACAAAACUGGGACCCUAACAAGAAACUUAAUGGAGUUCUUCAAGUGUUCGAUAGGAGUAGAGGUCUAUGGAAAUGGUGUGACUGAAAUUGAGAGAGGACUAGCAGAGCGCAAUGGCAUGAAAAUUGAGGAAAAUAGACCGCCCCAUACUGUGCAUGAGAAGGGUUUCAAUUUUGAAGAUGCCAGGCUUAUGAGAGGAGCUUGGAGGAAUGAACCCAAUCCUGAUGCCUACAGACAAUGUAUCAAUGAAGAUGUUGAAAAGGACGAUAUAAAUGAUGAAAUUCAAGAGGACGACAUAAAUGAUAAAAUUCAAGAGGACGACCUAAAUGAUAAAAUUCAAGAGGACGACGUAGAUGACGAAUUUCAAGAGGACGACAUAGAUCUAGAUGAUGAAUUUCAAGAGGAGGAUAUAGAUGGUGAAUUUCAAGAGGACGACGUAGAUGAAGAAUUUAUGGAGGAUAACAUAUCUAACGAAUUUCAAGAGGACGAUCUGGAUGCUUUACUCCUAGAAGACAAACUUGAAUGA
This is a messenger RNA of Vicia faba (fava bean), 1047 nucleotides long. The record is from the annotation of a GenBank genome assembly. NCBI's taxonomy places the organism in Eukaryota, Viridiplantae, Streptophyta, Magnoliopsida, Fabales, Fabaceae.